Messenger RNA from Poecilia latipinna (sailfin molly), 2857 nucleotides. RefSeq names its product pannexin-1-like. Gene Ontology annotation, biological process: monoatomic cation transport; cell-cell signaling; positive regulation of interleukin-1 production. The transcript has 9 exons. Gene Ontology annotation, cellular component: plasma membrane. Gene Ontology annotation, molecular function: wide pore channel activity. Bases 412 to 1722 code for a protein of 436 amino acids. The record is from RefSeq and is a predicted model, not a curated record. Lineage: Eukaryota; Metazoa; Chordata; Actinopteri; Cyprinodontiformes; Poeciliidae.
GGCGGAAGGAGUCCGCAGCCUUACAGGAAGACGGUGAUUUCGAAAGUUAUUGUUGUUCCUUUUCAAGAGCGCCGUGCUGCUACAUUGCUCUGUCCUGGAAAACUAAUUAAUCUAACUUUUUGAAGCGACCGGCUUCUGAAAACCACAACAAUGAUUAUUUAAUCAUUAUAAGACACGCAGUAUAUUGACAUUUCAUGUGAACAAGGCAGCCUGUUGAUGCUUCAGUCACGGGUUGUUUUUAGCCUGGACUCAUGUUUCACCACUUAACCCCGUUAAAUUACUUAACUGGAAUAUUAUUGAGGGAAACCACUGGCCACUCUUGGGACUAAAUAGUUGGGGUUUUUUAUGUUUUCUUGGAGGAGCCCUCCCUUCUUUUCUUCUGACAGCUGCAGAUAAAUUCAGAGAGGAGAGAUGGCCAUCGCUCACGUUGCUACAGAGUAUGUGUUCAGCGACUUUCGGCUGAAGGAGCCAAACCAGGCUCGGUACCAGAACAUCCGAACGGAGCUGGCCGCAGACAAGAUGGUGACCUGCGUGGCUGUGGGGCUGCCCCUCCUCUUCAUCUCCCUGGCCUUCGCUCAGGAGGUCUCAGUUGGUACUCAGAUAAGUUGUUUUUCUCCCACCAACUUCUCCUGGAAACAGGCAGGUUAUGUGGAUUCGUACUGCUGGGCGGCUGUUCACAAUUACUCUCUGGUUCUGGGGCUGCACAAGUUCUUCCCCUACAUCCUGCUGCUGGUGGCGGUGCUGAUGUACUCCCCCGCCUUGUUCUGGAGGUUUUCCGCAGCGCCGCUCCUGCAGUCGGACCUCGCCUUCAUCAUGGAGGAGCUGGAUCGGUGCUACAACCGCGCCGUCACUCUGGCCAAACGCUUGGCGACCUCCGGACUGCAGACCUCAGACAGCGACCUCACGGAGGGUUGCUUCAACUACCCGCUGGUGGAGAAGUUCCUGAUGACCAAGCGCCGCUCCCGGGUGCUGCUGUCCUACUACCUGCUGUGCCGCGGCCUGACUCUGGUCACGCUGCUCUGUGCCUGCCUCUACCUGGGCUACUACCUCCACCUGGCCUCCAUCAUUGACCAGUUCGACUGCCUGCUGCGGGUCGGCCUGCUCGUCAACGACACCAGCAUCCCAGAGAGGGUUCAGUGUAAGCUCAUCGCUGUGGGAGUCUUCUCUCUGCUCAGUGCUGUCAACCUGGCCAUGUUCAUCGCUCUCAUCCCGGUGGUGAUAUACGCCAGCCUCCGCCCGCUCUUCUGCCAGGGAUACGCCCUCUUCCUGGAGACCUACCAGUCGCUUCCCACCGUGAGCGUCCUGCCCGCUCCCGGCGGCCAAUGGGACGACCUCUCUCUGUACCUGCUCUACCUGGAGGAGAACCUUAGCGAGCUGAAGUCAUACAAGUACAUGAAGGUGUUGGAGAUGUUGAAGAAGCGAGGCGAGUGUGCCGGAGAAAACUUUGACACCGUGGGGCUGCUGCAGACGCUCUGCCUGGUGAAGAUGGACACUGUGGAUGGGAAGAAAGCCCCGGAACCUGAAGCCAAACCGGACGGAGGUUUGGCUUCAGGAUCCGGACCUGUCGCCAACGACAACGAACCUGCAAAAAACAAUGUCAGCCGACCGAACAACACCAAGACGGAAACGGAGAUGCAAGAGCUCCGUCCAUUGCUGCCAGGAAUCGAUGAGACAGGAAGCAAAACUGGAGAGGGCGGGACUCUUCGUCAGCGAGUGAUGUGAUUGGCUGGAGCUCUUUACUCUGAUGGAUCUACAAAGACGCUCUGAAUGUCUGGAUUCACCAACACGGAGCUGACUUUACUUUUUCUUUAAUUCUUGAACACACUUGAAACUGAAACAAACAAAAAAGGACAAACUUGUUUGCUUUGAUUUCAUGAUUUCACUGUUUUCUUAAACUUUGAUUGUAUUUCAGAUGUAGUGGGUUAAAAAAAAGAAAAUCACUACAAAACCAAAAAUGACUCCAGCUUUUCCCCUCGAUCGAGCCGACGUCGGAGGGGCUGCACUGACAGCAGAGCUGCAGAAUGUUGCUUGAAAUGAAAUCAUCUCAGUCCGAGUUGAACAGUUUACAGACUCCUUUUGUGAGGACAGCUGCUGCGCCUGAAUACGAUUAUUAUUCAGGCUUCAUCCGAGUUAUUGUUUGAAUCUGUACUGCAGAUUUAAUCUCUCAUUACAAAUUUGAGGCUUCGAUUGCAUCAUCUCACCUCUAAUGCCGGUGUUACUAAUUUCCCUGAGGAGAAACUGAAUGUAAAAUCUGCUCACUGGAUUUUCUGUUAAAUGGUACAAAAACAGAAAAAAACUGAACAUGCUUGAUGCAUCUAUGUCUGUUUGGGAUCGCUUAGUUUUCAUGAGAUGGUCGAUCACAUUUCAGGAUACUUUAAUAUAGGAAUUGCACAAUGUUUGUUUUAUGCUUUUUUUCCCAGGUUUUUAAUGCUCAUGACUUUCAAAAGAAUAAUUUCAAUCUCUACGUUGAUUUUUCCUGCUGAAGUAGUGGAUAGUUUUCUCAAAUUUUAUAUUAUUAUUUUAGAGGUACAGCUGCAUGAAGCUUUUGUAUUAGGGAGAGAUUUUCCAGUUCAACAAGGUACAGUCUGUUCAUUUUUAUCUCAUUUUAAUUUUGUCGUCUCAGGAACAAACAUCUGACUUCAGUUUUUACUUUAUAUCGAGUCCGUUUUGCUCACGAAAUGGCUUUAAUAUCCAGUGUUUUCUUCUUGAUAACGUUUUUGUUGAAAAUUGUUUUCUGGCUGAUGUUGACAGUGUUUUUGUGAAGAGGGGUAGUUGUAGCGUUUUGUAGUAUUAAAGCAGAACUUUGGUGUUUUUAUUUUGUGAUGAAUAAAGAUGGAAUCCUGUUCUUACAGCUGAA